AUGUUUUGGCAACAAAAAUGCAAGAUGAGCCCCAGGCUGGGCUCCUUCAUGGCAGGCAUUUUCACCAUCUUCCUCACCAUCCAGUCCCUCAUUCUCGACUUGAACCAGACGUCUUCCUUCGGGAAGGAUCCCAACAAAUUCAACAUCUACAAGGAGCUCCAUGGCGUGAUCCUCUGGACUUUCAGUCACAAGAAUAACAUUACCAUCUUCCUGUCCAUCACCACGCUCCUGGCUAGUUGCUUCCUGCUCUACUCUGUGCACAUGAAACUUUACCUGGGCCUCUUCGUCUACAUCCUCUGGAUCAUCAUUUAUGAAAUCACCUGCUUCUCCCUAAUCCUGCUAGUCUCUCAGGUCAUCCAGCCUCCCUUUCUGCCAAUAAAGUACUUCCUGUGGAUUUACCAAAUUUCCCGAAUGAUCCUCCAGGCCUUCUGGCUACCCUUUGUCAUGACCUAUGCCUACAGUCUCUUUAAGGGCCCAAACCACUUGGCCAAGAAGAGUCCCCGUACCAAACAGCAGUCUGACAGUGCAUCAGAAUACUGGUCCCACAUAGGUAUAAUGACCUAUGAAAGAAAGCUCACCUGA
Molecule: messenger RNA, 582 nt
Organism: Vombatus ursinus (common wombat)
Lineage: Eukaryota; Metazoa; Chordata; Mammalia; Diprotodontia; Vombatidae
Product: transmembrane protein 217-like
Exons: 1
Coding region: 1-582 (193 amino acids)
Source: RefSeq, a predicted model, not a curated record